Molecule: messenger RNA, 282 nt
Organism: Paraglomus occultum
Lineage: Eukaryota; Fungi; Glomeromycota; Glomeromycetes; Paraglomerales; Paraglomeraceae
Source: the annotation of a GenBank genome assembly
AUGGUUACAUGUCAGGGCGAUGAACACACAAGGACCAAAAAGACGCCAUACGAACUUGUGUUUGGACAAGAAUCUCGUUCUGGUUUUGUUUUGAUGAAAGAGUUAUACGACCAAGGCAUAAGGGACGAGGAAGAUAUACCAGACAAUGUGCAAACUGAUGAGAACGUAAGGGAAGAGUUAGGAGAAAGUGUUAUGUUGAGUGAUGACAAUAGUGACAGCAGUGCACGUGAAAUUAUCGUACCAGAAUCUGAAAGCGCUCCAACACCUCGAUGUCACGUCUAA